Molecule: messenger RNA, 1647 nt
Organism: Besnoitia besnoiti
Lineage: Eukaryota; Apicomplexa; Conoidasida; Eucoccidiorida; Sarcocystidae
Exons: 7
Coding region: 1-1647 (548 amino acids)
Source: RefSeq, a predicted model, not a curated record
AUGGCCCGUCGCUCGCAGCGAGUGAUACGCUCCGCUAUUGUGUUUGCCGGGCUCUCAUCUGUUUUCCCUGGCUCUUUAACCGACAGCAGCGCGAUAAACGACCCACUGACACCACGACCAGUUUCAUGGGAACCGGAUCCUCCUACAGGGCAUAAGGCUCCCGCCCCCCCAAUAGCGACAGAUGCGCCCGCCGAGGAGGACGUUAGCGAUAGAUAUCAUUUCCCGUAUGGGGUGCCAGUCCGCCCGGCAGGAACCCCACGGACAGUAGAGACAGGAGUGGGAUUGACUGCUGAUCUAAUGCCAAGAGGCAUCGUUACUCGAUCUAGAGAUGCUCCUAAAACACAGCAUGAAAACCCAACAAUAAAGAUUAAAACGACGGCAUUUGAUGCAUCUACGCCGAGGCUGAAGGAGCAAGCGGACCAAGCCGGGUCAUCUAGUUGCCCCGCCCAUAGGGCCAGAGUCAUUGAAGCGCGUUUGCGCGCUCUCAAGUCGCAAACCGAAGCAGCGGUGAAGGAAGUGCACCGAGCACAGCUGGAACAGCAGCAGCUAAUUGCGCGACUGGAUACCCGAAUAAAUGCUGUGAAUGAGCUGCUAGAUGGGCUGGAAGAAAACCAGGAGUGCCUCGUGCAGCGCUUGCAGAGCACAGGUGACGUGUUUGUUCGCCGUAGGGAGGAACAAUCAGAGAUCUUCAUUGCCGACAUGGCGGCUUUCGCUGUCACAUCUGGACUGACGAACGCGUUCCACACACAGGGAGAAAUAGCGACAAAGCUGGAGAGGCUCACGACGUCGACCGAAAAGAAUGCCAAGGCGCUCACAUCGCUUCUUCGACGUAUGGAUACCCAGAAAGAUGAGAUGAAAGCAUGGCUGACGGUCACGCUUCGCAGAUUGGAGAUGUCCAUAGAUGAGCGCACCAACGCCAUGAUUCACACACUCCGGCAAGAAGCGGAAAGGUCAACUCAGGCAAUGCAACAACAGCUAAAUGACAAGGGGCUCGAUAAUCUGCUUCUCAUGCAAGCUCUCGACAGGGUAGAGGCCCAACUCAGUGCUCGGGGGAUUGCCAUCGCGGAUAUAUCCCACCUGGAUGAAGAAGCAUCGUUUUACAUGUCGAGGGCAGCAUUCGAGAAGGCACUCAAAGGAAGGCUCCAAGGCGAGAAAGUGAUGGCGACGUUCGUGGUCACGCAGUGCCCCAGUGCUAUGAAUGGUGCGGCAUUUAUGAAUACCUACCUGCUGCCCUCCAGUAGAAGUUUUCGCACGUUGUUCAAAGCUGCGGAGCAAAGGGCGGGUGUCUCUGCUGUCGUCGUUCGCAUCCAGUCCGUCAUGGCCGAGGCUUUGAUGGAAAUAGAUGGUAAACCCACGUCGCUCCAGUACGUUACGCCUUCUGCUCACGAAGCGCUCAAUGUGACUUCCAAAGAUCGUUUUGGGUACGAGAUUUCCGAGCGCUUAGAGGACCUAGGAGCGGGAGAUUUCGGACCGGGAUUACAAGGCCGGUUAUUCGUUGUUGUUUAUUUGGGAACUAGGAACGUUGUGUUUGUGAAGAUUCUUGGGAAGCUGGAGCUCGCUCGGCCUGCCUCCCCAUUAGCCAAGGAAGAUGGUUUGGCCUGCGCCGAUGAUCCCCCAGCAUUCAUGGACAUGGUGCCUCUGACGUGA